AUGCCUUCAACGCUGAAGAGAAAGAACGGCUACAAUGGUCGCUCAGAACACGAGGGGGCAGAACACCAUAAGAAGCCUAAGCUCUCUUCAAGUUCCAUCGAUUUAAACGACGAUGAAAACGCGAGUAGAAUUAUGGACGAAGACGAUGGUGAUAUUGAAUUUUCCAGAGCAGAAGUCGUUGAGGAUGAUGAACCAGUUGAAAGAUGUACGAAUGGCCAGCAGCACAGUUUGAAUGGGGUUGACUUGACCGAUAUGAGAAUCAACAAGGCAGGAACCAUUGCAAGAGUAGAGCUAGUUAACUUCAUGUGCCAUAAGUAUUUGAAAAUUGAUUUUGGUCCAAAAAUCAAUUUUGUAAUCGGUCACAAUGGCAGUGGUAAAAGUGCAAUUUUGACAGCCAUUACACUUGCCCUGGGUGCCAAUGCCAGCUCCACCAAUCGGGGUAGAUCUUUGAGCGAUUUCAUCAAGAACGGUGCUAGUGCUGCAAAUAUUACGAUCCAUUUGACGAAUGGUGGAGACUUACCCUAUAGACCCGACAUAUAUUCUGACAUGAUUAUUGUGGAACGAAGAAUCAAUAAAGACGGACCAGCUCCGUACAAAAUCAAAAAUGCAUCUGGACGAAUUGUUUCUACUAAGAAAGAAGACCUUAUCGCUAUCUUGGAUUACAUGAACAUUGUGGUGACUAAUCCUUUGACAGUAUUGAUGCAGGAUAAAGCAAGAAAAUUUCUGAGUGAUAGUUCACCUGAGGACAAGUAUGAACUCUUUAUGCAAGGAACUCAGCUAACUAAUCUGCAGGACGAUUUUGAAGCAAUCCGCGAGAAUUUGGAAACGGCACGCGCUACUCUUGAAAGAAAGAAGCAAGGUUUGCCUGCUCUCCAAUCAGAGGCCAACGAAGCCAAGAAACGUUAUAAGGAUAUUCAGGAAGCCAAGCAGAUCGAAGAUAAUAUUGAUGUGCUGAAUAAUGAAUUGGUUUGGUCGCAGAUUAUCAUGAAGGAAAAGCAACGUGAUGAAUGCAAAUUGAAUGCAGAAAAAGCCAAGAGAGAACUUGAUCUUAUACAAGAAGCUUGUAAUCAGCAAACGGAAGAAAUUCAAACGGUCGAUCAGAGUAUAUUACAAGUAACUGAUGAAUUGCAAGCUGCUACUAAUUUGGCCAACCCUGAUGCGGAAGCUACAAGAGCUCUUUUACAGAAAAAAGUCGAACAGGAAUUUGGAAUAAAGAGUUUAAAGAGUGACCUUCAAGCUAUUAACGAGGAAAUCAAAAAGACUAAGAAAAGGAAAGAGCAAUUUGAAAGAGAACUCAAAGCAGAAGAGGAAAAGCUGGAAGCAAGCAGUAGAAUCAAGCGUGACGAAAUUUCUGCAGAUAUGGAGAAAUUGAGAGCACAGAUUCAAAGUAAAGUCAGUAAAGCCAAACAAUUUGGUAACGAACAGAAAGAUCUCGAAAAGGAGAUAGACGAAAAGAAAAGACAAAUGGAAACCAAUUCGCAUUCUAUCAGUUCCCUCAAACGUCGUAUAGACGGAAUAAGGGACGUUAUCAGAAAUCUGCAAGAACAAAAAGGAAACCGAAUGAGAGCUUAUGGUCAAAAAAUGCCAGAUGUAUUAGCGGCUAUUCGUAGGGAAAAUCGCUGGGAAGGCAGAAGACCCGUCGGACCCAUGGGAUCCACUCUACAAGUUGCUGAGCCAAAGUAUACUCAAAUCAUAGAAUCCGUACUAAACAGAAGUUUAAAUGCUUUUGUGGUAGAAAAUUUUGCUGAUAAGAACUUGCUUUUCAGUAUUCUCAAGAGUUAUAAGAUGCACCUCAUACCUAUCAUUGUUGCCGAAUAUGAUUUAUUUGAUUACUCAGAUGGUGAGCCAGAUGAACAAUAUCUAACGGUACUUCGUGCGCUGAAAUUUGAAGAUGAAUGGGUCAAAAGGCAACUGAUUAUUGCCAAUAAAAUUGAAAAAAUGUUAUUGAUGGAUGAUCGGCAGCGUGCUGAUGAAAUUAUGUACAACAGACCACGAAAUAUCGAUCUUUGUUUUACCAGCAACGGGUAUAAAGUGGGCGGAAAAUCUGGUAGUAUGAAGACUGAAUCGGUCGAAAUUUAUCGUGGUGCCUCGAGAUUCCAAACAGAUGUCGAUAGUCGAAUCAGAGAAGAAUCUGAAAGUCAACAAGGACUCCUACGAGAACUCCAAGGUUUAGAACAGCAAGCCAGACAAUUACAUUCGGCAAUAGCCCAACUUAAUCUUCGCAAGGAAGAGUGCAAAAAUUCUGAAUCUGGCCUUAAACGACAAAUACAAACCAUUGAGCGUCAAAUCUUUGAAAAGGGACGAAUGCUUGAAGAAAAUGAUCCAGUUGAUUUAAGUUCUUUCGAAGAGGAAAUUAGAGAGUGUGAAGAGAAAUUGAGAAGUCUCUUUCAACAAUUUCAGGAUGUUAAAAAGCAAGAAGAAGCAGCCAAAAGUACUCUUCGCGAAACGUUGCAAGAAUUACAGGUAUAUCAAAGAAAGGAGAAGGAACGCCAAGAAUAUGCCAACGAAUUCCGCCACAAGCUUAAUCGGUUGGAAGAAAUAAAACAAAACUUGAUUGCAAAGCUAGACGAGUUAAAAUUACAGAAGCAGACCAUGAAAGCCCGCUAUGAGAGUCAUCAUGUCAGUUAUCAAGAUUGUGAGAGGACCGUCAGAACUUGGAUUGAACAAAGCCGAGAAGACUACCCCGACCGUGUUGAAACGACAAGAAAGCCUCAAGAAGUUGAAAAGGAAAUUAAACGUUUACAGAGUAAUGCUGAACAAAUGGAAAGCAGAAUGAACAUGUCACUUGAAGAAUUGGAGCAACAAACGUAUGAUACCCUUGCAAGGUGGAAUGAGGCCAAUGAUACGAUCAAAGGGAUGGAAAAACUACACCGGUCCUUACAGAGAAUGUUGCGUGAUAGAAUGGACAAAUGGGAAGCAUUCAGACAGUAUAUUGCACUUUCUGCCAAGCAGUACUUUAGCUAUUAUCUUCAUCAACGUGGCGAUGAAGGAAAAUUGCGUUUCAAUCAUGAAAAGAGACAACUUGAUAUUCGUGUAUCGACAGGAGAUCAAUUUGUUAAGGGUUCCCGUCAGAAAGACUCAAGAUCUCUCUCAGGUGGCGAAAAGUCGUUUACACAAAUCAGUUUGUUGUUAUCACUAUGGCAGAGUAUAUCAUCUCCUAUCAUUUGUCUUGAUGAAUUUGAUGUCUUCAUGGAUGCUGUCAACAGAAAGCAAACAAUGAAUAUGAUUAUGAAUGCUGCCAGUGAUAACUCUUCACAAUACAUACUAAUUACGCCACAAGAUGCAAGUAAUAUGGAACCUGGACCAUACGUUACUGUCCAUCGAAUGGCAGAUCCCGAACGCUAA
Mycotypha africana is the source of this 3345-nucleotide messenger RNA. RefSeq names its product P-loop containing nucleoside triphosphate hydrolase protein. NCBI's taxonomy places the organism in Eukaryota, Fungi, Mucoromycota, Mucoromycetes, Mucorales, Mycotyphaceae. The transcript has 8 exons. Gene Ontology annotation, biological process: double-strand break repair via homologous recombination; chromosome organization. Gene Ontology annotation, cellular component: site of double-strand break; chromosome; nucleus. The record is from RefSeq and is a predicted model, not a curated record. The coding region runs from base 1 to 3345 and encodes 1114 amino acids. Gene Ontology annotation, molecular function: protein binding; damaged DNA binding; ATP binding.